ACGAAACCGGACGUGACGUACUCACCGGCCCUUGGUUGCUGCUCGCAGCUCUUCCACACAGGCUCCAGUUUGUCGUCUUUUUUAGGCAAACAUUCAAAGACUUUUCGUGAUCGAGGCGACCGCUGGCUCUACGGCGGAGGAAGCAGCAGGAUGUCCACGGCACUGGAGAGCUACAUUAACCGUACGGUGGCCAUCGUGACGUCAGACGGCAGGAUGAUCGUGGGCACGCUCAAGGGCUUCGACCAGACCAUCAACUUGAUCCUGGACGAGAGUCAUGAACGCGUGUUCAGCUCAGGUCAGGGCGUGGAGCAAGUGGUUCUGGGACUUUACAUCGUCCGGGGAGACAACGUCGCUGUGAUCGGCGAGAUCGACGAGGAGACGGACUCCACGCUGGAUCUGGGGAACAUCCGAGCAGAGCCGCUCAACUCCGUCGUCCACUGAUCUUGAAACCACCACCAUUGUGUUUUUUUUAAGAUAUAUAUAUAUAUAUAUAUAUAUAUAUAUCAUGUUCUGUUCAGUGAUGUUUUAUGCGUUCCAUGAUUUAAUAAAGUUUGUGAAAUAUGGACACAAUGCAA
Phycodurus eques (leafy seadragon) is the source of this 575-nucleotide messenger RNA. It is a transcript of the gene lsm8, whose product is annotated as LSM8 homolog, U6 small nuclear RNA associated. Gene Ontology annotation, molecular function: RNA binding. The transcript is spliced from 4 exons. Gene Ontology annotation, biological process: mRNA splicing, via spliceosome. The coding region runs from base 151 to 441 and encodes 96 amino acids. The record is from RefSeq and is a predicted model, not a curated record. Gene Ontology annotation, cellular component: precatalytic spliceosome; U4/U6 x U5 tri-snRNP complex; U6 snRNP. Lineage: Eukaryota; Metazoa; Chordata; Actinopteri; Syngnathiformes; Syngnathidae.